AUGGCCGCUGUUUCGACGGCGAUAGGGCUGGCUGGCAGCAUGCAGACGUGGCCGUCCCAGACGCGAUGUCGUGCGUGUCUGCUGGCCGCCAUCCCUCGCUGCCAUCUGCUUGGAUGCAUGAAAUUGCGGAGACACCGUUCGGGCUUCGGGGGCGAGCCGGGGGGAGCCUGCUGCGACUGGAAGGCCGUCUGCUCCACACCGGCUGCCCAUUCACCCAAUGGCAGGGCCCAUCACGCCCAAGCAUCGUGUCGUGCCGAGUCGCAAUUGGCCUCCUGUGCUGGGCCCGACGGCAAGCUUUCCACGCUUCCCGAGUAUACGCCGUUACCUUUCCUCGAGCGUGCAUCGCAGCGUAUCAUUCCCACCGCAUACACCAUGAAGCGGCCCUUUUCCUUCAACCUGGCCCCCAUAAAGGUGCCCCCGAAGACGGAGAUCAAGGUCGUCAAGAGCUCCUAUUCAGUUCCCAAACCUCUGCCUAGACCGGACAGCUGCUCGCCCCCUCCCUCACCCUUCAUAUGCCGCCGCGCCUUGUCCGGCAAGACCGAGGCCCAGCUCCGCGCCGCCUGCGCCCUUGUUCUCGAGAACUACAAGCCUUCUGGACAUGUCUUCGAGGAUAACGCGAAGCCGAAGCUAGACUUUGACGGCCUAAACCGCUCCAUGAGGGAGAAGAGGAGGCAAGCUGAAGCGUUCUCCCGCGCCGUGGAUAAUAGCUCCCAUCUGAGGAGUCUACCCAAGCCCGAGAUUGUUGUGAAGGACCUGUAUUCUGGCGCAGGAACAACGCAGGCUGCUACCAAAGCUAACAGCAGUCGUCGAAGAGAGGAUCUCCACCCCCAUGCCAUGGACACCGAGCGAGCGGCGCGGAGAGCCGCAAAGUCUCAGCCAUCCUCAGAUCGCCCCAAGACCGCGCCGAUGCGCAACACUAUGGAUUCUGACGAUUCGUCAGAUCUACAAGUAAAGACCCCGCUUACAAGUUCCACGGGAUACUACAACAACAAUGCCUCAACUGCACCUACGUCAGCGGCUUUUUCAUCCUCACCCGGCUCAAAGAGGAACUCUCGGCACGCCUAUCCCAACGACAACGCUGUGGCUGACGCCGACGCUGUGGCUGACGCCGACGCUGCUGCUGCCGAGUGGAUGAAGCAGGAGCUUGAGAGGCGACGGCAAAACAUGCUGUCUCUGGGAGAACCCCCCUCUUUUAAUAGCGCCUUUAAUAGCACGGUUCGACCCCCAAGUCGAAGCAGGAGUAUCAAGGAGGAAUUUCGCGAGUACAUACGACCCCUAAGCAGAUCAGGUUCCAAAGGCUCGAUGCGCCAUAAUUCUUUAGUCGCUCAAGAGCCUCAGCGCAGCUCUGGCCACGGGUGGCGCAGUUGGUCUCUACAUCGAAAGACUAGUUUGUCCAGCUUCAAGGACAGCAGACCGAAUAGUUCAGGACGAACCGAAACCGGUACUGACGAGGUCCCCAAAGUGGAGCUCAAUCUCAACAGAGAAUUGCCCCCGCUUCCAAGUCUGGAUAAAUGGGAGGACCAUGCGGCCCAGUCCGCCAAGGACGAGCAGCAUGCUCAAGGAACCAGCACGCACAUCGCGAGCCUCAUGCUUCCCAAGGUUCGCGGCCAUCAACAACAUGACCAGCAUGCUACAGCCCCCCGCCAUAAACAUCGACGAAGUGGCUCGGACUCGCUAGCACAGACGUUUCCCAAGGACACUACGCUCUAUUCACCCGCUCAGAACGUCAAGAUGCCGAGGCCAAAAUCCAAUCUACCCAAGAAUCGGCCGAACCCAAGCAGGUACGACUCGUCAAUAACCUUUGAUAGCACGAUGGACCCCACGGAGCCCAGCCGACAGACUACCGAGGAGGCUAGAGUGAGGACGCAUCGACAUAAGAAGACCGCAAGUAGCGUCUCUCAGAUCACGCCCAGCAUGAAAGUCAGUAUUGACCAGUACCGCUACGAACCACCAAAUUUCAGCAGAAAGAUCAGCAUGGACGUUGCCGGCCGGCCCUACAACGAGCUCCCCCAUCCUGAUGAGAAGACGGCCCCCAAAUCGUCAGGCCACGACAAGAUGCAGAAGUUGCGGAAGGCUGUUAGCGGAUGGAUGCUUAAUAAAAAGAAAGACAGGAAGGAGAAUAGGACGGACACCUCGGAACAGACCAGCGUCAAGGGCAGCCUCACAGUUCGUAGUGAGGCCGCCCAUGCGCCGGUUGUGAAAUACUAGAACGGUAAUCGAUGGGGUGGGCAAAAGGUUGAUACCCUAUGUUGUAAUGCCUGUGAUGCGUUACGACUUGACGGCCUUGCAUUCCUCCCGACUUGCUCAGGAGUGUAGUUUGGUGAUGUAAUUAAUAGCAUAGAAUGCUUCUUCUUUCUACCUUUCGUCAGCGUGCUUCGGGAAGCGGGUUGUGCGCUGUAUUUUAUACACUAUUCAAUUGUAAUAGACCGAGCGACUUCGCUUUGGACAUCACAUGCUAAUAGAUUAUUCUUACU
Mytilinidion resinicola is the source of this 2474-nucleotide messenger RNA. RefSeq lists its product as uncharacterized. The coding region runs from base 1 to 2208 and encodes 735 amino acids. The transcript has 3 exons. The record is from RefSeq and is a predicted model, not a curated record. NCBI's taxonomy places the organism in Eukaryota, Fungi, Ascomycota, Dothideomycetes, Mytilinidiales, Mytilinidiaceae.